AUGUCGAAGAUCACUGUCGCCGGAGUGCGCACCAACGUGCAGGAGCUCCUCAACUACUCCCUCAAUGAGAAGAAGCGCAACUUCCUCGAGACCGUCGAGCUCCAGAUCGGCCUCAAGAACUACGACCCCCAGCGUGACAAGCGUUUCUCUGGUACCGUCAAGCUCCCCAAGGUCCCCCGCCCCAACAUGGCCAUCUGCAUUCUCGGUGACCAGCACGAUAUCGACCGUGCCAAGCACGGCGGUGUUGACGCCAUGUCCGCUGAGGACUUGAGAAAGCUCAACAAGAACAAGAAGCUGAUCAAGAAGCUCGCUCGCAAGUACGAUGCCUUCAUCGCUUCCGAGGCUUUGAUCAAGCAGAUUCCUCGUCUCUUGGGCCCCGGUCUUUCCAAGGCCGGCAAGUUCCCUACCCCCGUCUCUCACUCUGAGGACCUUUCUGGCAAGAUCACCGAGGUCAAGUCCACCGUCAAGUUCCAGCUGAAGAAGGUUCUCUGCAUGGGUGUCGCUGUCGGCAACGUCGACAUGACCGAGGAUGAGCUGAUCGGUAACAUCAUGUUGUCCAUCAACUACCUCGUCUCUCUUCUCAAGAAGGGCUGGCAGAACGUUGGAAGCUUGACCAUCAAGGCUUCCAUGUCUCCCCCCAAGCGCGUCUACUAG
Messenger RNA from Aureobasidium melanogenum CBS 110374, 654 nucleotides. Its product is annotated as ribosomal protein L1. Bases 1 to 654 code for a protein of 217 amino acids. Lineage: Eukaryota; Fungi; Ascomycota; Dothideomycetes; Dothideales; Saccotheciaceae. Gene Ontology annotation, molecular function: RNA binding; structural constituent of ribosome. Gene Ontology annotation, biological process: translation. Gene Ontology annotation, cellular component: large ribosomal subunit. The record is from RefSeq and is a predicted model, not a curated record. The transcript is spliced from 3 exons.